GUUAAAUCAUUUUUUCGAUAAUAUGAUAGUAAUUAUUGUGGCUACCUAAUACCACAGAACAAUACCACAAAUGUGAAUAACACAAUCAUCAUAAAAAAUGUUAGCGGAUCAAUCGUUUUGGCCGUUUUUAACCGUUGAGUACGCCCUUGCUGCGGAAUGUUCGUAAAAUCAUAAAUCUGCGAUCGGACAAUCGACGGAACAAAUCGACUGUACAAGAAAUAACUUUUAUGUGCGGUGCGUAUCGUCGUAUCAUAUUGCCGUCAAUCGGUAUCAAACGGUCGUUGGUUUUAAACUGAUAACAGUCGUCGUGAUAAUGUCAAUUACGGUUUUUUUUCUACUCUUCUUCGUGAAUUCAAAACUGUAGCGUUACGGCCGUCGAAACUCCGUUGUUGAUUUCAUAAAUUAUUCUGAGCUCUUGCGGUAAUUAUGUCUACACCGAGAUGCAAAUUUUAUUUGCAAGGAAAUUGUUAUUACGGCUCGUCCUGUCGGUUCUCGCAUGAUGAACCACAGCGCUCAAACUAUGGACACCAAUCAAGGAGCAAUAGAAACGUAAACAAAAGUUAUUAUGAAUCUGAUAGUGCUCAUAGUAGAGAUUAUAAUAAUGACUAUGAUAGUUAUAAUGAGUACACCCAAACAAAAUACGAACCUGGAAGUAAAAGCACAAACUACAACUAUAAAAAGGAUUAUAACGACAGGGAUAAUUAUUAUAAUCAAAGAAAUGAUAAAGAAUUGUAUGAUUCCAAUAAUCAUUAUGGUCAUCAAACUCAAAAACAGCACAAUUUAAAGAAUUAUAAAGAAGAUGACAGUCGAGGUAGAAAUUAUAAUUACGAGUAUAAUACAAACAAAGUUCAUGCCAGUUCUAAUAGGAAUAAGAAUUCAGAUGGUCAAAGAUAUAUACACGGGACCAAUAAUGUUAAUGAUUUAGAAAAUAAGUUAAAAUACUAUGAAAAUGAAAUUAAAACAUUCCAAAAUCAUAUAAGACAAAUAUCAUUGAGUAAUAUUUGGCCAUUCACGUGUUUCCAGCCUAUUGGACAUGAAUUUCCUAUUCAACCAGUUGGAAGUUUAAACUUGAUUGAAAUAUCAUUUGAAGAAAUUAGAUGUGAUUAUUACAUAACUAAAAAUAUUACUGCCAAUCCUGGUUUGAUUCAUAAACGGACAGUUGAUGAAUUAAUCUUAAAAGCUCAAAGGCAGAAAGAUGAUAUAUUAACAUUUAAGAGGCACAUACAAGAAGAUAUAAUAUCAACAUUUAUGAAGUGUGAAAAUUCAAAAGUUCAAAAAACACCUUUUGAAAAUUCUAUACAAGUGGACCAAAACAGUUAUUGGGAUAUGUCUAUUAGAUCUUUGAAAAUGCCAGAGGAUAAAAAAACUGAACUAGAGACAUUUAGUUUUGUUACCAAAAAAACCCAAAAUAAAUCUGAGAACGAGCCACAAUUGAAGAUACUUAUGCAAACUGAAGUAUAUGGUAAAAUAGACAAUGAAGCAUUUGCUCAAGAUCAGUUUACCGAUUUCAUACCUAUUAUGCCUCCACCUAAAAAGUAUUGUUUAUAAUGUUUUUUUUUUGGUAAAUUAUUAAUUUAAUUAAAUUGUUUUUUCAAAUGCAUUAAUAAAAAUAUACAAAUCAUAGCUUUAUAUAAAAUCAAUAAUACAUUUUUUUUUUUUUUUUUUUUUAGCCAUCUUUUUUUUAUGUUAUUUUAAUCAAUAUCACCCAAAUAAUAUUUUCAGUUUCUCUGAAUUAUUUUUAAAAUGUUCAUAAUUCUGUUAUUUUACAAAAUGUAUUCUUAUCAUUUACCAUGUACCUUAUUCCUCAAUAAGGAAUAUAAGUUUAUAUUAUUUUAGUUUCAGUGAUCAUUUUAAAGCUACUAAAUGCUAACGUAGUAUUAUUAUACAUUGUUAAGAGUGUUAAGACUGUUAAGAGUAUACACCUAAAUAAUACAAAAAAUAAGUUAUUUUUGUCUUAAUAUAUACUAUUGUAUCUGAUCCUUUUACAAAAGUGUUAUAAUUGUGAACACACUAAUCAACCUUGACUUUUGUAGAUUUCAUAUCAAUAUUAAUACAUUACUACAUUACAUUAAUUUUUAAUAAUAAUCAUAAUUUAUUCUGUUCCUA
Molecule: messenger RNA, 2106 nt
Organism: Rhopalosiphum padi (bird cherry-oat aphid)
Lineage: Eukaryota; Metazoa; Arthropoda; Insecta; Hemiptera; Aphididae
Product: protein dopey homolog PFC0245c-like
Exons: 6
Coding region: 427-1548 (373 amino acids)
Molecular function (GO): metal ion binding
Source: RefSeq, a predicted model, not a curated record